AUGUCUGCCAAUGAGGAGAUUGGGGAGAGUCAUGCACGUAUUGUAUGCAAUGGGAGUUCUACUAGAAUCAACGAUAUUGGGCUUCAACUUUAUCCAGUUUCAAACUAUGACUCUAGCGAAGGCUUACCAUAUGCUCCUGUAGAUUGGCCAAAUGUUGGUGAUAAGUGGGGCUGGCGAGUAGGGAACAGAGUUACAAGUUCAGGCACCUUUAUAGAUAGAUAUUUGUAUCUUCCGAAGAAUUCCAAGGCUCCAAACGGUGGAAAUGAAAGUACUUUUCAAAGUAAAAUUUCAGUUAAGAAGUAUCCCGAGUUUCAGUAUCCUGACAUGGAUACAAACCAAUUUUUUGCAUCAUUUAGUUGGAUGAUUCGUUCGAAGCAGUCGCCAAGCUCAAAAGAUAUGAAAGAGAGGAGGACUACAUCUUCAGGAACAAAAUUGCAGCCUUUACUGUCUGAUUCUCCUAUAAGAGUCAUUACUUGUAAGGCUGGCAACAGAAUCUGUAGCAGUUUAACAACAGCAAAUUCUUUUCUGUCCAGAAGUUGUGACAUCUAUUGCAGUGAUCCUAGUUUUUGCCGAGACUGUUGUUGCAUCCUAUGUUGUAAAACUAUUAGCUCAGACUAUGAUGUAAACAACUACAUUCGAUGUGAAUCAAUUGUAGAUGGCUACAUAUGUGGACAUGUUUCCCAUCUAGAUUGUGUUCUACGAGCUUACAUGGCUGGGACAGUUGGAGGAAGCAUCAAUUUGGAUGCACAAUAUUUAUGUCGAUAUUGCUAUUCAAGGAUGGAUUUGGUUCCACAUGUUCUGAAGCUUUUAAACAUCUGA
Messenger RNA from Solanum lycopersicum (tomato), 819 nucleotides. RefSeq lists its product as uncharacterized. NCBI's taxonomy places the organism in Eukaryota, Viridiplantae, Streptophyta, Magnoliopsida, Solanales, Solanaceae. The record is from RefSeq and is a predicted model, not a curated record.